Molecule: messenger RNA, 5475 nt
Organism: Rodentolepis nana
Lineage: Eukaryota; Metazoa; Platyhelminthes; Cestoda; Cyclophyllidea; Hymenolepididae
Source: the annotation of a GenBank genome assembly
AUGCCACUUUUAAACGGCGAAUUAUUCGUUAAAAAGCAGCCGCCAGCAGAUCUUCACCCGGAUGAAGAAGUCUUCUUCUCCUCAAUUACUUAUGAAGUUUUUAGAGACUACGAUGAAUUCUUCGAGCGCACCAUUCAACUGAACAGCGAGGGCUGGGGUUGUAGUUUCUGUGGCCAUCAGAAUCUCAACUACAACGAGGCUGUUGCUUGUGAGGCCGGUGAUGCCGCUCGACUGGCCGAAAUCGGACCUCCAGGUCUCUGCCGAGGCCUUCUCCACAUCAUCCUGGGUGCCAAGCGUCGUCGAAUGAAUGAAUUGGUGGAUGUUAUGUUGGCAUUCGCUAGCUCUCGUUACUUCAUUGGCGAGGAACUUUGUGUGCGAAGCGCCGAUUCGAAUUCUGCGGCCGCUGAGAUCCCAUUGGACCCAUCUGUGACUGUUCAGCAAGUCAUCCUACCACAACCAAAGGCCCAAACCGUUUCUCAACCCCGACCCACAAUGCCGGAAGCCAAGUUGAUCCAAUAUGCUGUACGUCAAUUACCCACCAAGACCAAUCCUACUCCCGUUCGUACCCUCUGUGUCAUGCCCUACACAGCACUUCAAAGACCUCCUCAACGCUAUCUAACUCGUGACAAAAUUCGAAAUUUUAUUAGACAAACAUCUAAAUUGGAUAAUAGCAUAUUCGUCCCUAGGGAAUCUGUUAUGAAGCACUUCAAUGUCUAUCCGCAUGGCACACUGAAGUGGGCAAACUUUUUUGCUGGUUCAGUUUUACCUUGGUCAGACUUUGUCUUUACUCGAGUUGUGACAGGUCGUGAAGGAGUUCUCACUACUACCCAUGCGAAUCCGGCCGCAAAGAAAUCUUCUGCCGAGCCUGUGGUUAUCAAGGCUAUAACGAAUUCAGUCGAACCUCCCAUCGUCUCGCAGACUCAUAAUAUGGAAUUGCAACAUCAAAUGCGUGUUGAUCGUGCAGAGCUAGAGCGCGUUUGGUCAUUCCUUCGUAAACGUGAUGAUCUUGACCUCUCUGACCUUGUGCCCUUACCAUCAAUGACUCCUUUGAGUCUCCGUUCUCCAAUCCCACCUGAGCAUUUUGGUGACUGCCUUCGUAUCUAUGAGUUCUUCCACGCUCUUGGUGGAUUUUUGCAUAUCCCUUUACCUGGUGUAGCUCAGUCGGUUGCCAAGGCAGUAGACGGCGGCAUGAACACUAGUGGCAAGACUGGUGUUAUCAUGAUUGAGAAUGAAAAAGUGGAGCAUCCAAACGAACAAUUUAGUUGGAAGGUUCUUGAGGAUAUCCUUUUCAACCAGGAUCCUUCUGGACCUUUUGCUGAUGUACUCUAUGGUCUUCUCAAUGCUAUUAGGCGACUCGAGAAUGAAGCCUCAGCGAAACUUCCCCCGACAGCUGAAGCCGCGGCAGCAGCCACAGUGUCCGCCAUCGCGACUCUUGAAGCCGGUCUUCCAGUUGCCUCAGCCGGUACUCUAACAGGUCUCGGGUGCUCCCAAGAGUACACCACUAUCCUCGCCGAAACACUCACCUCUCCAGCCAACGCUCGACUAGCCUCAAUCUUCCGCGCCACUGCUGAGGCCACUCGUCAAUGUGAACUCGUCGGUCUGGCUCCCAUAAAUACCCCUCUUACGUCCCGCGUGGAGAGAGCCGCCGCCCAGGUUAAUAUGCCUCUCUCCGAAGUGAGUGGAUGGAGUUGUGGCCCGGGACCUGGAAGUGCGGGCCGAUCGAUGGCUGUGCGAGCCUCUGCGUUGGCAAUAGCUCUGGGAGCGAUAUCUUUACCACCGUUGGAUAGAGCGGGCUUGGCCGAAGCCCUAUGGUUACAUAUCAACACAGCGCCCGCGAAAACAGGCGGUUGGAGAGGAUCGAUUUGGGGUGGUACUAGACCUCUUGAUGAUCCUUGUGUGGAUCUCAUGAGAAACGAUAAGGAGUUGGUGGAUAGAUUGAGAUCAGAGCCUCUUUACGGUUGGCCGCUUGGUGAUCGCCUGCGUCUACUUAAUUGCCUAAUGGAUGAAGUCUUGAUGCAGCCACAAGUUCGUGAGCUACUAGACUCCUCUUCAGAAGAUAUUAAGAAUCUACGUCUCAAUUUACGUGGUGUCCAAGCAGAGCGUUUCCGCUUCUAUGGCGGAAAUUCGGGGAUUGCUAAUAUGUUCUAUGGCUUUUCGGCCUCUACCCUGGUUAGUACUUGUGAUCAUUGGCUCACUGGUACACCACCAAUUCUGAGGAAUAGCACAAAUCGACCCAGAAAGAAGACCGUUGAAGCGGCAAAGGCAAAGAUUGCAAAAGAAUUUAAUGAGGCUAGGGCAUCUGUUACUGGGACUAAAUUAACAGAAGCUGAUCUUUACCGCAUGCCUCCAAUCGCGGAUGUUUGUGCACACUUGGACAAGGAGGAGGAAAACCUAUGGAGAUCUGUUGUCCGAAAAGCCCGACGUUUUUCUAUUAUCCCUCUUGGGCAGGAUCGUAUAUAUCGACGAUACUGGUUAGUGCCUUCUCUGCCUGCUGUCCUAGUUGAAAACACCAUGGAAGAGAAUGACACAGCUCCUCCGGUUCACAUCGCAUCGCCAACUAAACUGAUUUCCGGAAAUAGUCAAUUUUUACGUGUUCGCGGUAAACAGGUGGCUCCCGGGUAUGGUGUCUUGGGUUCGACUCCAGCAGAAGCAGUGAAAAAUCUACGCAAAGCAGCCAUGGAGAUGCGUGCUGCUGCUGAAGCCGAAGAUGAGCAUUGGCAGAAUCCGCGUAUCCUUGAUCGUGACUCCUUGGUUUCUCAGUUAGCAGUGGAUAUGCCAACUAAUAGGGAUACUUACACUAAUGAGGAAUUUAGAGCCCUCGUUCAUCCUAAUCGUCGUGCUAAUGCCCAAGUCGAUGCCGACCAUCCAGUAAUCAAACAAGUGGAAGAACUUCAAAGGAACCCGCCAAAAUGGUCGGUACUUCUACCUAUUCCUGCUUCUGAUCAGGACGAAGGCGAAGAAGAUGAUGGGAACCCUAACUCGCACUCAGACGAUCGUUACGCUGGAGCCCGUCGUGCUAUAGAUCAGUUAGAGGCCUCGUUGAACUCCCGAGGUAUUCGCGAGGCCCAUCUCAGAAAAUCCAUAUCUCAACUCAAACCUAUUCUGAUAUCUACCGUUGCUAAAUGCCCAGUCGAUAUUCUUGCCGUCUCUGAAGAAGAGAGGAAGACGGCCAAACCGAAAGCUGUAAAGGAUCCACAAGCAACUAUGGUGGCCUGGCUAGAGCAAGCUAUACGUGGAGUUGCAAUGCGCCUGGGUGUUCCCUUCUCCAAACUUGAACAAGGUGUCCAAGACCUGCAAACGAACGAGGAAGAAAUGAAGGAAACGAGUAAAGUAUUGGAUGAUUGUGCCAAGGAUGUCAAAUUGAACCGAUUCUUACAUCAUUUGAAACACUUCAGAAUCAGAGAUGACGAAAUACAAAAUCGGAAGGAAGUUCGAAGGCUUGCUCAACUUAUCCUUGCUCUUGGAAAAGCCAUUGGCUCGAAACGACUGGCGGCUCCACUCAGCUCCGAUGACAGGUCACUUCGUGGAGCUAAGCCUUCAAACGUUAAUCUCGCUUCCUUGGACGAUCCUAAUUGUUCAUCUUCUAUUACUCUUCCUUCACAAGCCCCGGUAGAUAUGCCUGCUGGUAAUGGUGCGACCACAGGGUACCGACGAUGGGUCACUUGUGUCCGUUCGGCCACCACUACCGCCCAGCUCCAUCUCCUUCUUCGUUCACUGGAACGCUCCGCUAGGAAAGCGAAUAAAGGUGGUCGGGGUGUUCCUGCAGCGAUUGGAAGCUAUGCUGCACGCUUCCAACUUCCUGAAAUUCGAUGCACAGCUUGUCGCGGCCUACCUGAUGAAGCAACAGGAACUAAUUCCCGAGGAUUGAACCCUCUUACCCUCUGUGGUGGCUGCGCUUGUCCCUUCCAUCCCGAUUGUCUCAUCAACUCUCUCUCACGUCAGAAAUCACGUUCAUCUCUUCGUAAUGCAACCUUGGCUUCUUCCCGUGGCGCCAACGCUCCUGAUCUCGACGUUCUUGAUAACCUCUCAACCACCUACUCCUUGAUGUCCUGCCACAUCAACACCACUGCUGCAGCUCGACAAGACACCCUUAAAGGAGCUCUUCUACUCUGUCAACGCUGUAGACGUCUGGCUGCUGCUGAUGCAGAUGAGGAAGAAAUAGAGAAGUAUGCUGACCCCCUACCUGAUGAAAUUUUGGAAGUUGAGGUGCCAGAAGGAGGCUCAGGAGAUGGAAUGGAGGAGGAAUUAGGAGAGGUCAAAAUUGAAAGCGAUAAUCAAAGUGGAGCUAAUAGCAAUGCAGAUGAAAAUGAUGAAAUCGAUCAGGUUAAAAUGGAGACAGAGAAUGAAUUGGAGGACAAUUAUGUCACUAUUAGUCGAAAUGACUCUGUAACUCCAAGACGAGGCGGUCGACCCCAAGUGGCAAAACGUGGCUCUCAUAGUGUUCGCGGUCGUUCAUCCAGGGGUUCGCUCUCUCUUCGCCGAGCAUCCACAAGCGCUACCGGCCACAGCAGUAGCCAUCGUGGACGUCCUGCAAAACGUCCGCGUUAUCUGGAAGACUACGACGGUGGAGAUGACUUUGAUUAUGGACAGUCAAAUCCCAUCAACAGUAAAAUUGAGAGGAUAGCAAAAGGAGAAACAGUUCCUGUUGCCGUUGAGCAUAUAGAUGAAAGCGCUGCCCCCGUAGAGACAGCUGAAACAAUUGUGUUAAAUGCAGUUGAUGAUCAAGACGUGCUCUAUGAGGAUGAGGUUCAUGAUAUUUCAACUAGGAGGUCGAGAGGGCGACGAAGACGAGGCGGUUUGAACCCUAGGGGAGGAAGGCUUUCUGCAGGUUCAGGAACACCACGUAAACGCGGUCGCCCUCCUAAGCGUGUUGGUGCCACGUUCAUGUUGAAUAGGACUGUAUCUUCCAUUCUACACGCCUCCGAUGGUCCCGUCGUCAUUGAUGAUGACAAUGAUAGUGACAACGCUGCUGUUGGAGAAGAAGAGGAAGAUGCUGAUGUGGAGAUGGUUUCUGAGGUUGCCAAACUUCCACAGCCACCGCCCCUAAGACAGGAUACUCUUGCAAAUCCUAUCCAAACGCAAGCCGCCGCUGAACGGCUUUUGGCUGAUAUCUCCUCUCUUUCUGCAGCUCGACCCCUGCUUCGUUGUGCCCUCAGCAAGACUCUCCAGUCUGUUGAAUUGCCAUCACCAGACAAGGAGGAACUCUCUCCAAGUCGUAAAAAUGGUUUCACCCGUCGUCAACCUACGAAACAGCAGCCCCUUCUUGCUUACGAUUUGGAUAGUCUGAAAGAUCUACUCACUUCACAAAGUGGCCUACCCGGAGGACCGUCUCAAAUUGUUUCCCAACUUAAAAUGUUGACUCAGCAUUGGAUAACAUCGAAUCGUCCGGGAAGUCGUCUACAUGGAUGUGCUCUUGAUGUAUCUACAUUCCUUGAAAAGAAACUGCGAGAGCUGGCCGCCAACUCACCAAAUUAA